Messenger RNA from Symbiodinium pilosum, 991 nucleotides. The record is from the annotation of a GenBank genome assembly. Lineage: Eukaryota; Dinophyceae; Suessiales; Symbiodiniaceae.
AUGCCCAUGAUCUGCUUCCUGGCGUUCUUCCUGAGUUCUGUCAUUGACAACUUAACUGCCACGAUCGUCUGCAUCAAGAUCUUGAAGCGCGUAGUGCCGCAUAGGAAGGACUGGCGACAUUCUUGUGGUGGCCUUGUGGUUGUGGCUGCGAAUGCAGGAGGAGCCUGGAGUCCUAUUGGCGAUGUGACGACCACAAUGCUCUGGAUUUCCCACAAGAUCUCCACUGUAGGCACCAUCGUGUGGUUGUUCUUCCCAUCCUUCGUGGCGGGUGUUUUGCCACUCUUCGGGAUAUGGUGGCAGGCAAAACGGUGCGGAGGGGAUGCUGUUGAGGAAGGCAAGGCUGCGCAAGAACCAGAGCUGCCCCCGGUGACAAACAGCAACGUGAUGGCUCUGGUUGUGGGAGUUGCCUGCAUUCUGAACGUUCCCGUUGUCAAGAUCGUGACAGGCUUGCCUCCCUACCUGGGCAUGAUGAUGGCCCUUGGCAUCUUCUGGCUCGUGACAGAAAUUGCCGGCUUAGGUGCAGUGGAUGAGGAACGAGACGAGGAGGAAGGCUUCGACACGGCCAGCGGGGAGCACGUGAAGUAUGGCGUGCCUGCAGCACUUCACAAGGUAGACCUAAGCAGUCUCCUCUUCUUCACCGGUGUGCUCCUGGCCGUUGCCUCCCUUGAGUCUGCGGAGGUGUUGGCUCGAUAUUCAGAGUUCAUGAAUGACUUCACUCACGGCAGCCCCUUGGCCCUCACGACGCUUCUGGGCGUCAGCUCCGCGGUUGUGGACAACGUGCCGCUGGUGCAGGCCAGUAUCCAGAUGUUCCACGAGCCCAUGGACCAUCCACUCUGGCAGAUGGUGGCUUUGGCGGGUGGCACCGGCGGGUCCAUGUUGGCGGUGGGAUCCGUUGCAGGUGUAACGCUUAUGGGCCUUGAGGGCGUUGGCUUCCUCUGGUACACUCGGCGGAUUACCCCCUGGGCUGCUCUGGGCUUCAUUGCUGGAAUGG